This is a messenger RNA of Plasmodium gaboni, 18306 nucleotides long. RefSeq lists its product as hypothetical. The record is from RefSeq and is a predicted model, not a curated record. Lineage: Eukaryota; Apicomplexa; Aconoidasida; Haemosporida; Plasmodiidae. Bases 1 to 18306 code for a protein of 6101 amino acids. The transcript has a single exon.
AUGAAGAAUAAUGAAAGAGAUAAAAAAGGAGAACCGACAAGUUUGUUUUAUUACGAGAUAUACAAGAAGUUAUUUAUUUAUUAUGAAUGUGCAAUAAACGAGAAUGAGAGAAAAAAUAGAAAGUUUUUAAAAAGAAAAAAGAAAAGUAUAGAUGAAUUAAAGAAAUUACAAGAUGAUUUGAUAAUAUUUUUUGAUAAUAAUAUCGAUUUACUGUGUGAUCCUUUUUAUUUUUUAACAUAUGAAGAAGAAGAUGUAAAUAAAAAUGAAUUAAAGAAUUAUAUUAUUAGUCAUUAUCCAAAAUUAUUAAAUAAUAUGGAAGAAAUAAUAAAAUGUUCGAUUAUAUUAAAUAGGAAUGCUUAUUAUGUGUGUACUUUAUUUAAUGAUGUAUAUUUAAAAAUAGAAAAGAGUAAUAUAAAAAAUGAAAUAAUGAAAUGUGCAUUUAUAUCUGAAGUAUUUAAAGAAUGUAUAGAAAAAGAGAAUUUAAUUAUUAUGAUAUAUAUGGAAAUAUUAAAAUAUUUAAAUAAAAAUGAAAGAAUAGGUAUAUCAUUAAAUAAUAAAAAUGGUGAUAAGUAUACAAAAUAUGAAGAAACUAAUAUAAGUACUGAUAGAGAUGAAAAUAAUUCAAGUGAUGAUGAUAAUGAUGAUGAUGAUAAUAAUAAUAAUAAUAAUAAUGGAUUAAUAAAAAAAAAUGAAGAAGUAAAAACAUCAAGUGUUCAUAGUACUACAUCUAAUAUAAAUUCAUUAACUAGUUUAAAUAUAUCUAAGACUGUGUUUGAAAAUAAUAUAAAUAAUAAUCGUGUUAAUGCAGAUCGUUUUUCAUUAUAUAUAUUAAUUUUAUUAACACAAAAUGAUUUUAUAGAUAAUAUAUUUAUAGAAAUAGAUAAAAUUAUUAAAUUUUUAAUUAAAUAUGAUGAUAUAUGUGAUCAAAUAGAUUAUGUAUUUAAUUAUAAAACACAUAAAAUUAAUAUCCUUUUUAAUUUAUUAGAUAUUCUCUUUUUAUAUUUUUCUAAAUUUCAAGCUACUACACAAGUUAUCUCAAGAAUAUUUAAAUUAUUAAAUCAUCUAGUCUCAUCAAAAUAUUUCGAUUUUAUGCCAACUGAUCAAUAUGUUAAGGAGUUAGAUAAUAUAUUAUUCUGGACAGAUAUCAAAAAAAAAAAAAAAUUCUUUACAUAUCUAAAAAAUAUUAGAAGUAAUAAAAUUAUAUCUCAUAUUGAUGAUUAUUAUAAAUUGGAUAUGAACAUUUCAGAUGAUCCUUUUAUGAAUAAUUUUAUGGAUUUUAAUGAUAUAUCAACAGGAAUCAAAAAUAACCCGCAAGGUGUUAACAAUAAUAUGAAUAGUAAUAAUAAUAAUAAUAAUAUGAAUAGUAAUAAUAUGAAUAGUAAUAAUAAUAUUAAUAGUAAUAAUAAUAAUAUUAAUAGUAAUAGUAGUAACAACGCCAUGAAUAGUAAUAACUCCAAUCCUUUUAUAAACAACAAUGCCAUCCCUAAUAGCAACAAUUUAAUCACACAGACCUUGUCAAAUUCUAACCUAAGGAAUGAUAACAAUGUCAUAAAAACUAACGAGACAUCGAGAAGUAGCAAUAUGAAUAAUAAUUUUUUAACAACCCUAAACACACAACAAAACAAUAAUGCUAUAAAUGCUAAUAUGUUAGUAUGUAAUCAAGAAAGGAAUGAAAAGGAAGGUGUAAACACAAGUGGAGGUAUAAAUAAUCCAGGUUGUCAAAUAAUAAGAGAUAUUCCUUUUGAUAUAAAUAAUUUAUGGAAAGAUAAAAAAAAUUGGAAUAUUUAUGAUCAAUAUAAUAAAAAUUAUAAUAGACUCGAGAAGUGUAUUGAUUGUAAUGGUUACUGGUAUAGUUGUAAUUGUAGUUUAUCAGAUUGUGAUGUAUCUAGUUUAAGUUUAACUACUCAAAUAAGUUUAUUAUUAAUAUUAUGCUUAUAUCCAAAUAUAGAUAGAUAUGUAUAUGAAAAGAAAAAGAAAAUAAGUUCUAAUGUUUUAUCUAAUAAUAUAAAUAACAAAUCUAAUGAUGAUAAAACAAGUGAUACUAUAAAUGAUGAGAAAGAAAAAAUGAACUUUUCUAAUUUUUAUAGUCCUGAUAUAUGGAAAUACAAUUGUAUGAGUACACAAAAAGAUUUAAAACAUUUAUUAAAUAUAAAAGAUAGUUAUUCUGUAAGUACAGAUUUUAUUAAUGAAAAUGUAUCUUAUUAUUAUCAGUUGUUUACAAAAAUUUUUGAAAAAAAUAAUAAAAAAAAAAAAAAUAUAAAAAUGGAAAAUAAUAAUGAUAAUUUUUGGAAUUAUAUAAAUAAGAGUGGUAAUAAUAUAUUAUUAAAAAAUAAUAAUAUUACUACCAAUAAUUAUAAUAAUAAUAAUAAUAAUAAUAAUAAUAGUAGUAGUAGUAGUAGUAGUAGUGAUAGAAACUGUAAUGAAAAUGUUAUUAUUUUAAAAUAUAUGGUAAGCUUAUUUACUAAUAAUAAAGAUGAAAUAUUCUCAUCUAUUUUUGAAGAUAAUUUUUUUAAAGUUUCAUAUGAUAUGAUAUUAAAAAAAAUAACAAGUGCUACUUUAAUAGGGACAUUAAUAUUUCAUUUAUUUCAUAUGACAUUUUCUUUUUCAUUUAUAAAAAAUUCCAAAACAACAGAUCUGUGGAAUUCUUUAAUUGAUUAUCAUAUAAAGAAAGAUUUUCAUUUAAAAAAAAAAAGAAAUGAAAAUACACGGAAUUAUAUGAUUGAUCAGAAUGAAUUGGAUUUUAAUGAGGACAGUAUGAAUAAUAAGGGCAUGUUUUAUGAUAGCCAAGAUUUUAUUAAUAUGAUGACGAAUAAUAACAAAACAUUUGAUGAUAAUAUUAAAACAUUUGAUGAUAAUAAUAAAACAUUUGAUGAUAAUAUUAAAACAUUUGAUGAUAAUAUUAAAAAUUAUGGUGAUGAUAAUAUUAAAAAUUAUAAUGAUGAUAUAUAUUUAAAUAAAAAAAUUAUUCAUAAGAUGAAAAAUAUGGAUAAUAAUAAUAUUCAUUUGGAUAGUUCUUAUUAUAAUAAUAGUAAUAAUAUUAUUCAUAUAUAUAAAAAAAAAGGAGAGUAUUUAAUUGAUAUUCUUAAUUUUUUAAAAAUAUUAUGUAAUAACUAUCCUCGAUUAGUUAAUAAAUAUGUAUGUAUAUUAAAAAAUAUUAUUAAUAGAUAUCAUUCACGUAUUAUGGAAUUUUCAGAAAUAGAUGAAACAAUUUAUCAUCAUACAUUAGAACAUAUUAAUCAAGAUAUAGAUUCACGAGGACAUGCAGAUGAUAUAGAAAAUGAAUUUUAUCAUCAUCAUCAUCAUGGACAUAUAAAUAAGAAACAUUAUUCUAGCAAACAAAAGAAAUUUUAUAAUAUAAAUGAAGAAAGACGUAUGAUUCUAAUGAAAUAUAGAAGUUUAAAAAUAGUAGCAGAAGAUAAAAUGAAAUUAUGUUUAGAUUUUUAUUCAGAUAUAUUUGUGCAUGUACUGGAUUUUGCAUCUGUAUUAUGUAAUAAUAUAUAUGAUUUAAGAGUAAUAGAAAAUGUAGUUUUAUGUUUUAAAACACCUCUUACAGCUAAUCUAAAUAUAUUUAAUUUGACUAAGAAAUUAUUUAAUCAGUUUAAUUGUGUACUAACUGGGAAGUAUCAUGAAUUCUCUAAAAUAACAAAUAAACAACAUAUGCAUGAUAAAACAAGGAAUAAUAAUAUGAAGGGUGAUUUGGACAUCAUGGAUUAUCAUAUAAGUAGUAUGAAAAGUAAUCAGCAUAAUAAUAAUAUAAACAAUAUUAACAGUAACAAUAACAACAAUUGUAACAAUAGUAACAACCAGUUUAAUCGUAUUAAAUUUCAUAAAGAUCUUUAUAAAAUCCUUUUAGAAAGAAAAAUUAUCAAUUCUAAUCAUAAUAUGUCAUCUUUACAAGACAGAAAAGAUUCUUCAAAUAUAAACUAUGAUGAUUAUGAUCAUGAGAUGUUCUCAAAUUUUUAUUUUAUAUAUCUAUAUUAUUUCAAAAUUAACUUAUUAGAAAAAAUAUUUGAACAAAACAACUUCUUAAAAGAUAUUUUAAAAAAUUACAAUAUAUUAGAUUUGUUAGAAAAAAAUAAUGUAUAUUUAAAUAAUUUAAUAAAAGAAAAUGGAUUAAUUGAAAAACAUUUAAAAGAUAAAAAAAUCUUUGAAGCAUGUCCUCAAUCGUAUGAUAUAUUUAAUAAAAUGGUAUUAAUAGAAAAUGAUGAGUAUUCAAAUAGUGUUAGAGAUGCAAAUAAAAUACUUAUGAACAUUGAUGAUAAUAAUAACAAGUUGAAAUCGUUUGUAAAUUUUAAGGGAUUGAAUGAGAUACAAACAAAUGUGUUAAAUGAAUUAUUUACAAAUGUUAAUAUGUCAAUCAGUGCGAAUAUUAUUCAACCAAAUAAUAAUAUAAAUAUGGUAAAUAAUUUAGGACACGCAAGUGGACUCACUGCCUUGCAAGGCCUAAACGCAAAUAUAAAUGCAAAUACAAUUACAAAUACAAAUACAAUCACAAAUACAAUCACAAAUACAAAUGCAAAUACAAAUGCAAAUACAAAUACUAUCACAAAUACAUUCACAAAUACUCAUCACUCGAACCAUAUUAGUGAUCACCCCUUUGGAGAUAAAAGCUUUCUAGAAAAUAUCCUAAACGAACAGAAUUGUAUCAACUAUUUACUCAUAGAAAAUAAAUUAACAGAAAAUUUGUUAAGAGAAAAUAAUUUUUUAAAAUGCGAAUUUAAUAAAUACAAUAUUGUUGAUUUAUUUUAUAAAAAUAAAAUCAGCGAAACAUUAUUAGAUAAUUUAAAAAGUAUUAUGUUAAACGAAUAUGAUUUAUUAGAGAUUUUAUCGUAUGAAAAAAAAUUUAAAAAUAUGAAUCGUAAUGUAGAUGGCUCAUAUAAUGAUAAGGAAGCCAUACAAAUAUUUUUUGAUGAUAAUAAGGAUGCUAUAGAUUUUUUUAAAGAAAAAAAAUAUCAAACAAGGAUGUUAAAAAAUAAUAAUGAACAAGAUCAUUAUGAUGAUGAGGAGGAGGAUGAGGAUGGUGAUCAUUAUGAUGACAAUGGUGAUCAUUAUGAUGACAAUGGUGAUAGGAUUCUUUUGAAUCAUCUCCAAAAUAAUAAUAGUUUAAUGAAUAGAGCAAAAAUAAUAUUAAGAACAGAAUUAGAAUAUGAAAAGAAACAUAUUAUGAUUGAUACUCAUUAUUUAUUAAAAAAUAUAUUUGAAAGAAAUUUAUAUCCAUAUAAUUGUUUAAAAAUGUUAGAAAAAUGUUUAUUAUUUUUAUCUUCAGUAAAUAAUAAUAAGUUAUGUUAUUAUUUACCUAUAAAUAAAAAUUUAUUAAUUGAUUAUAUUUUAUUAGAACAAUAUGAAAAUAAUUCAUCAUAUGUCAAUAUAUCUAAAAAAGGAGAUGAUAGUAAAAUGAAUCAUAAGGAUGAUAAUUAUAAUAAUAGAGAUUAUGAUGAAGAAGAAGAAGAAGAUGAAGAACAGAAUCGAUUUUUUAAAAUAAAAAAUAAAAAAUAUAAUAAUUUCUUAUCAUUAUUAGAUAUACAAAAUAUGGAUAGUACAACAAAUUAUAAAAAUGUAUUUAUACAUAAUUUAAAUAUGUGUAAUAAAAUUAAAGAAGGAAAAGAAAAAAAUAUAAAACAAUAUAAAACAAUGCAUUUGCUUGAUAUUUUGUAUGAUAUUAUUAAAACAAAAUAUAAUUCAUCUGUAGAUAUAAGUAAUUUAAAAUGUAUAUGUAUAGAAAUAUUAUGUUCAAGCUUUGUAAAAAAUUCUUCUUCUGCAUUAUCAGUUUUAUGUUCAUUAACUGAAAUAUUUCCAGAUAUUUUUAAGGAGAAUAUGAAAAAAUAUACAGAAGAAAAUGAUAAUAUAAAAAAAAAAUUAGAAUUUAUAGACAAACAAUUAUUAAUAGGUCAAAUGAAAUAUGAAACACUACAUGAAAUAGCAUCCAAUUUUAUUCAACCAACUUAUAAUUUAAAAAUUAUUAUUACAUUUAUGAAAUGUGUUAAUUAUUUAUUAUAUAUGAUUGGAAUAAAGAGAAAAUUUAAUAUGUCCUUAAGUAAAAUAUGGUAUUUCUUUAAUAAUAUAGAUAAAAUAGAAGAAAUCGAUCAAAAAAUUAAAAGAAGAAAAUUAUAUCAUGCAAAUGAACAUAACAUGGAACCACAACAUUCUAAAACAGGAAUGAAUCAACAUAAUUAUUAUCAUCAAAAUAAUAAAAAAGGUUCAUCGAGUUAUGUCUUUUUUGAUAUAUUUUUUAAUUUCGAUUUAUUUUUUGAUGAAUUAGAAAAGGAAGAUGAUUAUGACGAUCACGUUGGAGCAUAUAAUGAUCAUGUUUAUAAUAAUGAUAAAAAUAAUAGAGGAAAUAAUAAAAGUAACAACAACAAUAAUAUUGACAAUAAUAAUAAUAUUAAUGUGAGUGAAUAUAGUGGUGGAAAAUAUAAUAGAGAUAUGUAUUCACAUAAAGAUCAUAUAUUAAAAAAUAAUAAUAAUGAUAAAUCAUUUAAUUUAUCAUAUAAUAAUAAUUAUAAUUAUAACGAAUAUGAUGAUGAUAUUUAUGAUAAUUGUUUAAAAAAAAAAUUAAUGAUCUCAGAUGAGGAGAAAAAUAUCUGUAAACAUUUAAUUUUAUUAACUAAUUAUAUUGUACAAGAUAUUUUUUAUAAUUUAAUAAAUAAUUUUAUAUUAAAAAAAAUAAAAGAAAAAAAAUAUGAAAAAGAAGAUCUUUUAGAAGAAGAUAUAAAAUGGGAAUUAUUAAUGAAUAAACAAGAAAAUUCCAUAUUUAAAAGAAGAUAUAAUUUUUUUAUUCAUAAAUCAAAAAAUAUAGAAUUACAAAUAAAUCAAAUGCAAAUUCAAAUCAAUAUAAAUAAUUCUUAUAUAAUACAAUUAGAAAAUUUACUUAAACAAAAUAAUAUACCUUUUGAGCCUUAUAUUAUAUCACAAAGAAUGUUUGAUAAAUCUUUUAAUGAUGUAAAUCACACAAUAAAUAAUAGUAUGCUUCUAAAUUAUAAUACAUCUCUUAAUAUGACAUCUAAUUUAAUGACAAAUACAUCACAAGGAAAUAAUACAAACAAUUCUUCCAUAUUACCAGGUAUCAACACAACAUCAUUAUUUGAUAAUAAAUCUGCAUCAACAAAUUUGUUUUCAACUAAUAAUAAUAAUACGUUAAACCAGACAAAUAAUAUAUCUACCACUGGUGGUUUAAGCAUUAAUAGUAAUAAUAAUAAUAGUAAUAAUAAUAAUAAUAAUAGUAAUAAUAAUAAUAAUAAUAACAAUAAUAGUAAUAAUAAUAAUGUUGGUUCAGCUGUUUCUAUGUUUGGAUCAAGCAAUUUAUCUCCUUCCUUAGAUAAAACUAGAACCGAUUAUGUCUCAUCUAUGAGAAUAGCUUCUCAUUCACAAGAUACAAACACAACAGUAAAUAAUACAAAUAUUGGUGGUAAUCUAUUUUCUUCUUCCUUGUCGAAUUCAUUAAAUCAAGGAAUUACAAAUACGAAUAGUAUAUUUAAUAAUACAUCAUCAAAUAAUAAUAAUCAAACAAGUAUAAAUAAUAAUAAUUCUUCCUUGUUGAAUACUUCAAAUAAAUUAUUUGGAACGACAACAACAACAAAUACUACAUCCUCAUCAAAUUUGUUAGGAACAAAUAAUAAUAUAUCAUCUGGAAUAUUUAGUUCCAUGUCGAAUAAUGCUAAUAACAAACCAAAUUUAUUUUCUGGUGUUAAUCAAAAUAAUAUCUUUGGUAAUACAAAUAUAUCAAGCAAUCCAACUUUAUCAUUAAAUAAUAAUGCAAUUGGAAGUAAUAUAAAUAAUUCUGGACAGAAUUUUUUACAGAAUCAAAAUAAUUUAUUAACAAAUCAAACAUUAAAUACUAGCAUAUUCGAUAACAAAAAUGUUUUAAGUUCAAAUAAUUUAUUAUUAUCUGGGCAACAACAAAAUAAUACAUCUUCAUUUUUAGGUAAUCUGGGAACAAAUACUUUAUCACCUUCUUCAGGUUCAUCUCUUUUUAAUCAAUCAAAAGAUAUAAUUUUAAAUAAUAAUAAUAUAAAUAUAAAUUCUAGUAGUAGUAAUAUGAAUAAUCUUUUUGGUGCUACUAAUACACAGUCGACAUCAAGUAAUAUCUUUUCAUCAAAUAAUAAUAUUUUUUCAACAAAUGCAAAUACAAAUAAUAUGUCUUUGUUUAAUAAUCAGAAUGUUUUAAACAAUAAUAUGUUUACAUCUACGAAUAACAUGAACUCUAAUAUUAAUAUAAAUAAUAAUAGUAAUAUUAAUAGUAAUCAGGUGCCGUCGUUAUUUUCUAAUACGACAUAUAAUAUGUAUAACAAUAACAACAAUAUGAUUAAUAAUAAUAAUAAUAUUAAUAAUAAUAAUAAUAAUAUUAAUUUACCCCAAUUUAAUAAUAUAGAUGAAUUAAAAAAAUAUUAUGAAGAUUUAAAAUUAAAAACAAAUGUAUUAAAUGCUGAAGUGUAUAAAUACAAAAUAGAGCUAAAAAAAAAUGAAUAUAAUUUAAAUAAAGAAAAGAAAAUUCAAUUAUUAAAAGAAAAUAAAUUAAGAGAAAAUAAAAGUAAAUCAGAUAUAAAUUUUAAAGAAAGCGAAAUGUAUAUUUUGAUUAUUUUAGUAUUCAUGUAUUUUAAAUUAAUAUUAAAAGGACCACUUCCAAAUGAUAAUAAUAAUAAUAAACAAUUAAAUCGUGUAAUGAAUGAAAGAUAUGAUUACUUAUGUGAUUUUAGACCUACUAUGUAUUUAUUUGAACAAAUAUUAGGAGAAUCUAAUAAAUUUAUGACUCUUUUUUUUAAUAUAAUUUUCUUAGAUAAUAUUAUUCAUGAAGAAAAUAAAAAUAUGGAAGAAUUAUUAUUAAGAUGUAAAAAUUAUUGUGAUUUUAUAAAUGUAUGUAAUCAAGAAAAAUCGAUUUUUUUAAAAAAAAAAAAUCUAUACCAUGAUACUAUGACUAUAAAAUCAGAUAAAAAAAAAAAUGAUGAUCAUAAAGAAAAUAAUAAUGAUAACAAACAAAAUUAUAAAAAUGGAAGUAAUAAUAAUAUCUUUACAUCAAUGACAUCUGAGGUCUUUUUUAAAAAAAAAUUACAAUAUUUGACUUGUUCUUAUUCUAAACAAUAUUAUAAUUCUUUAUUUUUUUAUAAAAUAAAAUCUUUAGGACUAGGAAUAUUAAAACUAUUGUUUGAAAGAGAUGUUCUUUUUAUUCAUAUGCAUAAAUUAUGGAGGAAUGAAAAAUUACUUCAAAAGAAAAUGGAAAAAUAUAAAUUCGAUCUUAACAUUAUAGAUCCUAAUAAUAAAAAUGAUGACAAUAAUAACAAAAAUGAUGAUAAUAAUAAUAAAAAUGAUGACAAUAAUAACAAAAAUGAUGACAAUAAUAAUAAAAAUGAUGACAAUAAUAACAAAAAUGAUGAUAAUAAUAAUAAAAAUGAUGACAAUAAUAACAAAAAUGAUGACAAUAAUAACAAAAAUGAUGAUAAUAAUAACAAAAAUGAUGAUAAUAAUAAAAAUAAUGUAAAUAUUAAAAGAAGAGGAACAUCAACAGAAUUUUUAGAAAAAAAAUUUAAUAUGACAGAAUCUGUAUGCUCUCCUAUAUGUGUUCAUAAUUUUUUAUUUAAAAAUAUUAAUAUAAAUUCAAGAACUACUUAUUUAAUUUUAUUAUUAAAGAACUUUUUUAGAGAUAAUGAAAUGAAUAAAGUGAUAAUAUAUUUUAUUCUUCAAAUAUUUAUAAGAGAUUGUAAAACCACUAUUAAUAUUUUAAAAAGAGAUAAUGAAUCUUUUAAUUUCUUGAAAUAUGCCUUGAGAAGUAUAUUUAUUUAUAAUUUGAAUAAACAAAAAUUUAAUAACUGUUUUAUUAUAUCUAAUAGGACUAUAAAAAUGAAAAAUAUCAUAAACAAUUUUGUUGAUUUGCCUCUCUUAUAUUUUUUAAAAAAUUCAAAGGAUAUCAAAAAUAAAAUAUUGCCCAGAAUUUUGAAGAAUAAAUUGGAUAAGCAGAUAGAUUCUGACCACGUACAAAAUAAAAAGGGUGUGUUGAAUACGACUAAUUGGUUGUCUUAUAUGAAUAAGGAUGAUUAUGAGGACGUGUAUAAAGCGAAUAAUGUUGAUGAUGCAGACAUUGACGAUGAUGAGGAUGAUGAUGAUGAUGAUGACGAUGAUGACUAUGAUGUUGACGAUGAUGAUAAUGAUGAUGAUGAUGAUGACGAUGAUGACUAUGAUGUUGACGAUGAUGAUAAUGAUGAUAAUGAUAAUGAUGAUGAUGAUGAUGAUGAUGAUGAUGACCAUAAUGAUGACAAUUAUUAUGACUAUGAUAGCGACAAUAAUGAUGAUUUUUUUUAUGAUAAGCACAUACGUAAUAACCUAAAAAAGAAAUCAAAGAAUGCUACAAAAAAAAGUAUGCUUCGUUUAAACCAUGAAAUGUAUAAGAAUAAAAAAAAAUUGAGAUAUAAUAAAUUAAACAAUAAUAAUGGAGAAAAUAAUAUUGAAUUCGAUGAGAAUGUUGAUUAUAAUGGAUUUAUAUCUAAAUAUAAAAAUAUGAAAUUAAAAGAAAAAUAUGAAUCUAAAUAUAUUUAUGAUUAUUUAUCAGAUAAUGAUUUAAUAGAUACAAUUAAAAGUAAAAAGAUUUGUGUAUUUUAUGAUAAUAAAGAAAAAGAAGAUGAUAAUGAAAAUUUUUCAUUAUAUAAUUCCAUAUCAGAAAGUUUUAAUGAUGGUUAUUCUAAAAUAGAUUAUUAUAAUGAAAUAAAAUCUAUAGAUUAUAAUAUUGUAGGAUAUUGUAGUUCAUUUAAUUUUUUACCUAUUAAUAAUUUUUAUACUGAAAAAUAUGACUUUAUAGAAAAUGAAUUAGUAUAUAUGAGUGAUUUAAAAUUAUAUUUUUAUAUAAAAUCUUUUAAACGUCAUACUUAUUUUAAGAAACUAUUAAAUAUUGAAAAUGUAGGGAGAAAUAAUAAUAAUAAUAAUAAUAAUAAUAAUAAUAAUAAUGAUGAUGAUAAGGAGGAAGAAGAAGACAUUUAUAAAAAUAUGGAUGAUAUAGAUUAUUACAAUAUGGAUGACCAAGAUAAUAUUAUAAAUAAUAAUAUAAAGAGUGACAAAUAUAUAAAUAAUAUAUUUAAUAUAAAUAAACAGAGUAAUCUUUAUGGUGUAAAUAAAAAAAUGAAUACAAAUCAUGAUAUGAAUUUAAAUGAUAAUACAAAUAGUAAUAGAAAACAAAUGGAUGAAUUAAAUGAAGCUAUAUCAUAUAUAAAAAAUGAUAAUUAUAUAAAAACAGAUGCUACAAAUAAUAUUGAACAAAUUAUAGAUAAUGAAAUAAAAUAUUAUGAUUUCUUUAAUAAAUUAAAUAAAAUGAAUGAAAAUUUAUUAUUUUCUAAUAUUUUACAAAAUAGUAGAGAAGAUAAAAUCAAAUAUUUAGAAUAUAUAAAAAAUAUAGUAGAAAAUGAUAAUACAAAAGACCCCAGCAAUAUCAACAAUAUGAAUAAUAUGAAUAAUAUCAAUAAUAUCAACAAUAUCAACAAUAUCAACAAUAUCAAUAAUAUCAAUAAUAUCAAUAAUAUCAAUAAUAUCAAUAAUAAUAAUAAAUUAAAUAACAAUUUAUUACAUCCUUUAAUCGAUUUGCUACAAGCCAAAAAGAAAGAAACAGAAAAAAAAAUUAGUAAUGAAUUAAGAAAAAAAAAUAUUUUUAUGAAUAAUGAAUUAUGUGAAUGGAUUGAACUAAGUCAUUUAUUAAAUAUAGAUGUAGAUUAUAAUGAUAUUAGAAAUAUAAAUAAAAAAAAAAAAAUAUUAAAUAAUUAUAGUAAAACACCAAUAACGAAAUUAAUAUUAUAUUUUUAUGAAAUUAUAACAAGGAAAUAUUUAUUCUUAAAUAAUUCCAAUUUAAGUUCAAGUUCUAGUUCAGAUUCUUUGAUAGAAAAUUGUAUACUAUCUUUAUUAGGUCUUUCUUUUAUACCUUCAAAAAAUGUAGAAAAAAAAAGAACUAUGGCAUCUAAUAUCGAAGAAGGUUUGGAGUUAGAAAAUGAAUGCUUCUUAAAUUGUCUAAUAAAUGAUAUUGUAAUUAAAUUUUCUAGUUAUGAUAAUAUAUCGGAGUUAAUUUGUGCAGAUUAUUAUGACGAAAAGGAUUCACCUGGUAGAAGUAAUAGAAAAUCUAAAUAUAAUGUAUUAAAAGAUGUAGAGACAAAGAAAGGGCACAUAGUUAAGAAUAAAAAGGGGAGGGAUUUACACGAUAAUGAUGUUGAUGAUGGUGAUGAUGGUGAUGUUGAUGAUGAUAAUAAUAAUGAUUAUAAUAAUUAUAAUGACAAUAGUGAUGAUGAUAAUUAUAAUAUACUGAGAAAAAAGAAUAAAUGCUUUGAUGAUAAAAAAUAUUAUAGUUCUAACCUUUUAAAAAAAUAUGAAAGUAAAGAUUAUUAUAAAAAGAAUAUAUUUUUAAACAAUAUUAAUAACAUAAAACAAUAUAAUAUUUUUGAGAAGAAUUCUUAUUUUAUUAAAAGUUUAAAUAUUAUUUAUAUGUUAUCAAGAAAUAAAAAAAUGAAAGAUUAUAUUAUCAGUUUUAUAAAUAAAAUGUGGAUAAAUAAAUUUAAUGUAUUUUAUUAUAUAACUCAAAAUGUAAAUAUUCAAAAAUUAAAAGAUACAGAAAAAAUAUUAUUUUAUAAAAUAUCAUUUCAUAUGUUAAAUAUUUUUAUACCUAUAAUUGAUCAUAUAUUAAAUAAUAUAGAUAAAUAUGUAGAAUGUUUUAUGAAUAUAAAUUUGAUAAGUGAUAAUUGUGAGAAUAACAAUAAGGAACAUAAUUAUAAACAACAUAAUUAUAAACAACAUAAUGUAAAUAAAGAUGGUAUUAAUAAUAUUGAUAAUUUUUGUGUCGAACAGAAUAAGACACAAAAAGAAAAAGAAAAAAAAAGAAAAAAAAAUUAUACUAAUAAUAUAUAUGAUAUUAUUAAUGAAGACAAUUUUGAUGAAAACAAAAAUAUUUUUGAAUUUUUAAAUCCUAUAUUUAAUUAUGAUAAUAUACAGAAUUUUAUAAAUCAUUAUAUACAUAUUAUAAAGAAUUAUAAUGAUACAUAUUUAAAACAUUAUAUAUAUCAUUAUUAUUUAUUUAAUUAUGAUUUUUCUUUUCAAAACGUAUAUAACUAUUCUAACAUUGAACAUAUUCAUUAUAUAAAAAAUGAUGCUAAUCCAGCUCAAUAUAAUAAUAAUAAUAUAAAAAAUAACAAUAAUAAUAUAUAUAAUUUGAAUAAUACUCCUAAUAAUAAUGUAAAUUUAUUAUAUACUAGUAUUAUUAAUACAUAUGUAAAUUUCUGUAUGUGCUCAACAAAAUUGAAUCAAUAUAAUAGUAGUAAUAAUAAAUGUAUUUCUCAAUAUAAGUUUUUAUAUGAUAACUAUUGCAUGUAUAAUAACCACAGAUAUGCAAGUAAUGAACUAGAAGAUGGAAUUGGAUUAAAUAAAAAGAAAGAUACAAAAAAAAAUAAAAAUAAAAAUAUUCAUAGUAAUGAUAUGUUUGAUAAUUAUUAUGUGAAUAAAAGUGAUAUAGAUGAGAUGGAUCACAUAAGUGAUUCUCUGAAUUGUAAUAAUAAUCAUCAUAAUAAUGAUGAUGAUAAUAAUGAUGAUGAUAAUAAUAAUGAUUAUAAUAAUAAUGAUAAUAAUAAUGAUUAUAAUAAUGAUGGUUGCUUGAACUUUGAACAAUUGAAUGAAAUUAUUGGAAAUCAUACAUAUUUAAAAAGUUUUUUAAACAAAUAUUAUUUAAACAAAAGUUGUAUUAAUUAUAAGGAGAGAUUAGAAGGAAAGAAAAGAAUACGUGAAGAAUUAAAAGAAUAUUAUUAUUUACAAAAGAAUGUAUAUAUAUAUAAUAGUUUAAAUUAUUUAAAUAUUAAUUAUAAAAAUUGGUUAUUAGUAUAUAAAACAUAUAUAGAAAAAAUUACUUAUUUGAUUGAUAUAGUUUUAAAAAUUAAAAGUAAUACUAUAAAUAAGAAAAUAUAUUAUUUAAAGAAUUAUUUUUAUAUAAUAAAUAAUAUUCAAAAACAUUUAAAAAAUAUAACAUUUGUUAUAAAAUCAUCUUAUUAUAUUAAUUUCAAUAUUCAAAUAACACCUAUAUUAUUUAUUGUAUAUUUAUUUAUUAGUAUAUUUUUCUUCUCACAUAAUAAAAAAUUUGCAUUCACAUAUUUAUCACAUAUUAAUAAAGGAUUUCAUAAUUUAUUUAAAAAUAAAAAAAAUUUCAUGUUAAGGUGUAUAGAAAGAAGUGACAAUGAAGAUGAUCAUGAUCAAGAUAAAGAGUGGAGAGAACAAGAGAAGCAAAAAAGCAAGACCAAAAAAAAACUCUUAGAAGAAAAUGAGAAAUUAGGAAAUGAGCAAGAAUAUAAGACAGAUGGAAAAAAUAAAAGUAACGACAACAACAUAAAUGAUAACAACCAAAAUGAUAACAACCAAAAUGAUAACCACGAAAAUGAUAACCAAAAUGAUAACAAUAAUAAUAAGUUUGAUAAGUUUAGAAUUGAAAAUAUAAAAUAUAAUAAAAAAUUAAAAAUGUCUAAUCUGUUUUCAAGAAAAAUUUUGAAUAAAGAAUUUCAAGGAAAUAUAUUAAAUAUACCUCAAAAAAAAAUUUACAACAAUUCAAAUAUAAAUAUGAAUGAUACAUAUCCAUAUAUGGAUAUACGUAAUAGUGUUCAUGAAAUAAGUAGUAGUAAAAAUAAAAAUUUCAUGUCUUUAAAUGAUAUAAAUGAUAAUCAUAUAAAUAAUGAAAAUUAUCUUAAUCAUCAUAAUAAUAAUAGUACAUUUUUUAGUGAUAGUUAUUAUUAUAUUAAUACAAAUAAAAAGCAUUUAAAGAAAAAAGAUAAUAAUAUAUUAUCAAAUGGAAUAUCUCACAAUAAUAAUAAUAAUAAUAAUAUAUAUUUAGUUGAUGAUUUAUAUGAUAAUUAUCCUAACAAUGAAAAGAUGUAUUAUGAUGUUCAUAAUGAAUAUUCAAAAUUAAUAUUAAAAAGUAAUGAAUUUUUUGAUGACUUAUUAGAAUUAUUAAUAAUAUUAAUAACAAAAAAGCACCCUAUAUUAAAUAAAUAUACUAUUAUAUAUAUAUAUGAAUGUUUAUAUACACUAUUAAAUAUAUAUCACUACAACAAUAAUAAUAAUAACAAUAAUAAUAAUAAUCAUUAUAAUAAUAAUAGUUAUGGUUAUUAUAAUAUGUCUAAUAAUAAUGAAGAUUUUAAUAAUAUAGGACAUACAAAAAAUAUGUUCUUAUCUUUAAUAAGAAGAAUUGAUCAAAAUGUUUUGAGCGAAUUUAUAAGUACAUUAUUUAUUGAUUCUUAUAAAAAUUUUUAUAUAAAUAGAAAUGCAAUAAUACCUAUAUAUUUUUAUAAUAACAUUUAUAAGUUUAUUGAUUAUAACACUGAAGUUUUUAUGUAUUAUGAAGGUAAGAAGAAAAUAUAUAAUACAAAUAAUAAUGAUAAUAUUAAUAUUAAUAAUAAUGAUGAUGAUGAUGAUAAGUCUUAUUAUUAUCGUAACAGACGUGCUAAUAAAGGAGAGUUAUUUUAUAAAAAAAAAAAGAAUUUUAAUGCACAAAAAAGUGUACACUUUUUAUUAAGAGGAGAAAGCAAUCAAAUAAAUAAUACAAACCAUAAUGCAAAUAAAAAAAAAUCGAAUUUUUUUUCGAGAAGAAGUCAAUUGUUUACAGAUACAGAAGAUUUAUUAGAUAGAAAGAAAAAAAGAAAAUAUAAAGGAAGAGAAAAUAAAUAUUCCAAAUAUGAUAGUGAUAUAAAUUAUGACGAUGAUAUGUAUGAUGAUGAUCAUCAUCAUGAUCAUCAUAUAUAUAAUAAUAAUGAUGAUAAUAAUAUAUGUAAUAGUUUUAAUAAUAAACUUACCAAUUUUAAUUUAAAAAAUGGACUUAAAAAUAAAAUUCAUCUUAAUAAUAAAAGUUUGAAUAUAUAUGAAGAAUCUUAUUGUUGUAAUUUUUUAUAUAAUAAGAAUGAUUUAAAUCUUAUGAGUAUAAAUUUAUUAAUAUUUUUAUUAAAUAAAAUUGGUUUAUAUGAAAUAGAUAUAAAAAUAGAUGAGAAUAAUAUAAAGAAUUUAAUUAAAGGGAAUUUAUUUUUAUUUCAUCAACAUUUAAAUAAACAAGUAGAAAAUAAAAUUUUACACACAUGUUUUUUAUUAUGUGCCUUAUGUGAUACAACAUAUAUAAAUGAAUUUGUUUUUAAAGAAGAUUUAUUUAAUUUAUUUUUAAAAAGUAAUAUAUUUGAUAAUUUAUAUGAAUAUAAAUUUAAUAAUUUAUCAUCAAGUAUUUCUUUUUUAUCAUUCCCUACAAACUUUUUAGAAAAUAAAAAUAUAUACAUCCCUCUGCCUGUCCUUAUUAUUGCAUAUAUAACAGUUAUAUUAAAAGUUGUUGAUAAGAAGGGAUUAUAUUUAUUUAAUAUAAUAAGUAAGUGGAUUUUAAAAAAUAUUAAUAUAUUUAUAAAUCAUCUAAUAAUUAAUAAUUAUUUAAUGAAAUCGAAUGAAAUAGCUCAUGAGGUUAAUAAUUUCACUACAAAUAAUCAUAAUUUAAUUUAUAAAUGUUUAUGUUAUUCUUCUACAUGUAACUUCACAAAGCAGAGAAAAAUUAAUUCAAGUUAUUAUAAUAAUAUCAUGAUGCAUGUUGAUAAAUCAAAAAAAAAUAAUAACCCAAAGAAAGAUUUUUUUCACAUGAAAGAUAAAAAUAAUCACAUUAAUAAUAUUAAUAUUAAUAAUAUUAAUAAUAAUAAUAAUAAUAAUCAGCUACUGUUUGAUAGUUUAUAUAAAGAAGAUAUACAUGCUGAUAAAAAUAACUCAGAAGAAUAUAUUAAUCACGCCAAUGUAGAUGUUGUUAAUUUAGAUAUCAUUUAUUCCAGCACGUAUUAUUUGUUGAGACUCUAUAAAAAUUAUCUCCUCUACAUACAUCAGAAUUAUUUAGGCAUGAAGAAAUUAAAAAUUGCUGAAAUGAAUAAAAUCAAACAAGAAAGACGAAUGUUGAAAAGUAAAAAGAAAAAGAAAACAAUGACGGAGGACAAGAAAGAUGAAUUAAUAGAUUCGGAUGAUUAUGAGGAGGAGCAUGAAAAUGUAGAUGAAGAGGAUGAGGAAGAUUAUGAAGAUGAUGAUGAUGAUGAAGAGGAAGAAGAAAAUUAUGAAGAUGAUGAUGAUGAAGUGGAAGAAGAAAAUUAUGAUGAUGACAAUAUGUUUGAUAAAAAUGUAAGAAAAAACGUACGUAAUAUAAAAAGUACUUAUAAUACGCAUUUAUAUAAAGAAAGAAAAAAUAAUUUUAUUUAUAAUAAUUUUUAUGAUGAUAAGCUAUUUAAGACACAGAAUGAUUAUGAUAGAUAUACAAGAAUAUAUAAUAAGAACAAAUUAAAUAAUUUAAAUAAUUAUUAUGAUACAUAUAAUAAUAAUGAUGAAGAUUAUAAUAAAAAAUUUAUAAAAGAUAAUGAAAAUUUUGUAUUAGAUAAUACAUUAAAAUUUGAAUUUAAUGAAAUAUCUUUGAAUAUAUGUAAUAUAAUUAAAGAACAUACAUAUAUACUUCAAUAUAUAAAAGAUCUUUUAAAUAUAUUAUCUAUAUUUGUUAUAUAUGAUAUAAGUUUAAAAGAUGAAAAUGAUUUAUUAAAUAAAAAUUUAAAUAAUAUUGCAUUAGAAAAAAGGAAAAAAAAUAUUAGAACACAUAGAAUAUUACAAAAUAUUAUACCUAAAUAUUCAAUAAAAUUUCAUUGUAUUAAUUUAUGUUUAGAUAUUAUAGAAUAUGAUAUAGGUUUAUAUGAUGAAUAUGUUCAACAAUCAAAAACAAAAUAUUAUGAAUAUAUUAAAAUUAUUUUAAAAGUUUUUAUGAAUACAUGCUUUUAUUUUAUUAAUAUUAUUAAAUAUGAAAAUUUCCAUAUGUUAAAAAGUGUAUCUAUGGCUAUGAAAAAAUUAACAAAUAUUAUUUUCUUCUUAUUAAAUAAUUUAACAAUAAAAGAAAAAACAAAUGAUAAUAAAAAUCAAACACUUUUAAAUAAAUUUAUAUAUGAUAAAAGUGGAUUCAAAAAAAAUGCACAUGAAAUUACUACAGAAUUAUUUAAUACAGAUUAUAAUAUAUUUAAUGAUAAAAAAUAUACAUCAGAUAAUAUUAAAAAAUUCCUUGAAAAUAUAGAAAUUGAUAUUCUUGUUCUCAAAAAAAUUUUAACAUGUGUUAUUUAUUUUACAUAUGCUAUGUUAAGUAAUCAAAAAGUUAAUAAAAUUAAUAUCGAACAUAUCAAUUUAAAUCAUAUCAACAAAAUUAAUUUAAAAAAAAUUGCAAACAAAUAUUUAGAAAAUAAUAAUAUAUUGAAAGUAUUCACAUUUAUUCUACAAAGAUCUACUCAAAUAUAUUAUCUAUUAUAUAAUUACGCCACCAAAUCAUAUACCAAGUGA